CAUUCGUUCUGCAGGCUGGCUGUCAUCUGGUGUCGUCGUCGGGCAACAAAAUCUUCGUGACGUGGAAAAUUUUUCGGCAAACAUUAAACCCCGCAAAUCGCGAGUGUUUCGGUGUAAUUUGUGCAAUUUCCGGUGCGAUCCGUGUACGAGUCGGUCCAGCCCACAUCCGGAACGUACGGUGGACGGUGAAAAGGUCCGAAAAUGAGUUCCUUCAAGAGAGACAAGAAGGAGGAGGAAGAAGGCGGAAGCAAUCCCUUUCUGAACCUGGAGAAGACUUCCGUGCUGCAGGAGACGCGGAUGUUCAACGAGACUCCGGUCAAUGCUCGGAAAUGUACCCACAUUUUGACCAAGAUUCUGUAUCUUAUCAACCAGGGCGAACAACUGGGCUCGCGCGAGGCCACCGAGUGCUUCUUCGCCAUGACCAAGCUGUUCCAGUCCAAGGACGUCAUCAUGCGCCGCAUGGUCUAUCUGGGCAUCAAGGAGCUGAGUCCGAUCGCCGAGGACGUGAUCAUCGUGACUUCCUCGCUGACGAAGGACAUGACCGGCAAGGAGGACCUUUAUCGGGCGCCGGCCAUUCGUGCGCUGUGUAGCAUUACGGACAAUACGAUGCUGCAGGCUGUGGAGCGGUACAUGAAGCAGUGCAUUGUGGAUCGGAACGCGCCGGUGUCGAGUGGGGCGUUGGUGAGUUCGCUGCAUUUGGCCAAUACGGCGGGGGAUGUGGUGAAGAGGUGGGCGAAUGAAGCUCAGGAAGCGUUGAACAGUGACAACAUUAUGGUGCAGUACCAUGGGCUGGGUUUGCUGUAUCAUAUUAGGAAGGCGGAUCGGUUGGCGGUCACGAAGCUGGUGAACCGGCUGACGAAGCAGAACUUGAAGAGUCCGUACGCGGUUUGCUUUUUGAUCCGGAUUGCAUGCAAGAUUAUUGAGGAGGAAGAUGCGGCCGGGAAUUCGAACGCCGAGUCGCCGUUGUUUGACUUUGUGGAGUCUUGCUUGAGGAACAAGAGCGAAAUGGUGGUUUACGAGGCGGCGCACGCGUUUGUCAACUUGAAGCGGACCAAUCCGAGAGAGUUGUCUACGGCGGUUAGCAUUCUGCAGUUGUUCUGUGGAUCGUCGAAGGCAACGCUACGUUUCGCGGCGGUUAGAACGAUGAACAAGGUUGCGAUGCUGCAUCCGCCGGCGGUCAAUGUGUGCAAUCUGGACUUGGAGGGGUUGAUUGCGGACUCGAACCGUUCGGUGGCUACGCUGGCCAUUACGACGCUGCUGAAGACCGGUGCCGAGAGUUCGGUCGAGCGUUUGAUGAAGCAGAUUGCGACGUUUGUGGCGGAGAUUUCCGACGAGUUCAAGGUUGUUGUUGUGCAGGCGAUUCGUGCGCUUUGCUCAAAGUUCCCUCGCAAGCAUGGAGUCAUGAUGAACUUCUUGAGCGGAAUGCUGCGCGAGGAGGGAGGUCUGGAGUACAAGACCUCGAUCGUUGACACGAUCAUCCUGAUCAUCGAGGAGAACAUGGAAGCCAAGGAGUCGGGUUUGUCGCAUUUGUGUGAGUUUAUCGAGGAUUGCGAGCACACUUCGCUCGCCGUCCGAAUCUUGCAUCUGCUUGGCAAGGAGGGUCCGUACUCGAAGGCUCCGUCCCGUUACAUCCGGUUCAUCUACAACCGGGUGAUCCUGGAAAACGCCACCGUGCGUGCGGCUGCCGUGGCCGCCAUCGCCCAGUUCGGAGCGUCUUGCGCCGACCUGCUGCCGAACGUGCUGGUGCUGCUGAACCGCUGCCAGAUGGACACCGACGACGAGGUGCGCGAUCGAGCCACCUACUACUACACCAUUCUGAGCUCGGGCAAUCCGGAGCUGAACAAGCAGUACAUUACGGAGAACGGAAUCGUUUCGCUGCCGCUGUUGGAGAAAUCCCUUAAGGAGUAUCUGAACGGACCGCUAACGGAGCGGUUCGACCUGUCGGUGGUGCCCAAGUCGCAGACCGUACAGCCGGAGGUCACCGACGAGGUCAUGAUCAUGAACAAUGCCGUUCCGAAGGUGGCGCGCAUCACGCGCGAGGAGGCCAACACCGAGAAGCUGCUGCAGAUCCCCGGCAUUCACCGGCUCGGCGCGCUGCACAAAUCUUCCAGCCCGGUGCAGCUCACGGAGAGCGAGACGGAGUACACCGUGUCCUGCAUCAAGCACUGCUUCGGCAAUCACAUCGUUUUCCAGUUCGACUGCGUCAACACCCUGUCCGACCAGCUGCUGGAGAACGUGCGCGUCGAUCUGGUUAUACCGGACGGGUUCAUCACGCGAGCGGUCAUUCCGUGCGCCAAGUUGCCGUACGGCGAAAAGGAGUCCACCUACUGCAUCGUUGAGUUCCCGCCAGAUCUGCCGAACUCGAUUGCGGCCUUUGGCGCCACGCUGCGGUUCCUGGUGAAGGACUGCGACCCGUCGACGGGCCUGCCCGACUCGGACGAGGGCUACGACGACGAGUACAUGUUAGAGGACAUUGAAAUUACCGUCGCGGACCAGAUCCAAAAGUCCAAGAAGCAGAACUUUAACGCCGCGUGGGACAGUGCCGAUACUGAGGAAUGGGUCGAAGCGGAGGACACCUUCGAGCUGUCGACGGUCAACAGCCUGCAGGAGGCGGUAAACACCAUCCUGAAAUUCCUCGGUCUUGCCCCCGCCAACCUGUCCGAGAAGGUGCCGGACGGAGCGGCGACGCACACGCUGCUGUGUUCAGGCACAUUCCGCGGCGACGUCGAGGUGCUGGUUCGCUCCAAGCUGGCCGUCUCGGACGGCGUCACGAUGCACCUGACGGUGCGAUCAACGGACUCGGAGGUGGCGGAACUCAUCACGUCCGCGGUGGGUUAAUCAGGUUUAAGCCCCUUUACACACACACACAUACACACAUGCUCUUACUUAUCUCGUUUUCGUGCAAGGCAAGAUGAAAGGAAAAGAAAACAAAUGUUCUUUUUUAUGUUAUAAACAUUGGAAAUAGUAGUAUCUUUAUAUAAUUAGUAGUAGAAGGAACAUAAACACACACAGCAAGUGAGUAGGGAGUAAAACAACCAGCAGACUCUAGUGUUAAGUUUUUCGCCGGCAUUCGUUAGUGACUAUCCUAGAGGAAACAAACAAAACAAAGCAAAACAAUAGAUGAGUGGCACCUGUUUGGGCUGAAGAAGGAAAAAAGUGGAAAAGAAUCACGAGUAAAAUUAUGUGGAACGAAGAUGUGAAUAACUGUAUUAAUACUUAUACAAAACCCCAGAAUCGAGAGGAAAAAAUAUAAAUCUUUUCUUUUAAUCAACCAACCCAAAUCUGUAGUAAAUGGAGAAAACUUUGGCCAAGCGCAUUAUAAAAA
Culex pipiens pallens (northern house mosquito) is the source of this 3325-nucleotide messenger RNA. It is a transcript of the gene gammaCOP, whose product is annotated as coatomer subunit gamma. Gene Ontology annotation, biological process: organelle transport along microtubule; protein secretion; intra-Golgi vesicle-mediated transport. Gene Ontology annotation, molecular function: structural molecule activity. Lineage: Eukaryota; Metazoa; Arthropoda; Insecta; Diptera; Culicidae. The coding region runs from base 202 to 2838 and encodes 878 amino acids. The transcript has 8 exons. Gene Ontology annotation, cellular component: endoplasmic reticulum; COPI vesicle coat; Golgi membrane. The record is from RefSeq and is a predicted model, not a curated record.